GCACAGUUCCCUUCUUUAGGUCUAUAUAUCCACACAACCGCUUCUCCUUUCAAUCCUUCUUCUUCAUCUUCCUCGCAACUUCCCAGAAACUUUCAUUUCCUCAGAAAAAUUUUAGUUUUCCUUACCGGCAGAAAGUUGAUUCCGUAUCGAGAAAAUCAUGAGUCGAAGAGCCGGCAAUCCGAGGCUUGAACUGAACGUGGAGUCAUCUCCUCCGAGGGCAAACCCAAUAGUCGAAUCCCCAGACACGUCGAUUUCGUCUGAAGUGAUAUCACCGGAGAGCUCGUGCGUUUCGUCGGAGCAAGAAGAGGUGAGAAUGCAAUACCCAGACAGCCGUGAAGCGACUUCGAUGGUGCUGGUGGGCUGCCAUCGAUGCUUGAUGUACGUGAUAUCAUCGAAUGUAGAUCCUAAGUGCCCCAGAUGCCAUAACACUGUUCUGCUUGGUGAUCUCCUUAACGAAGAGAGUCCCAUGAGGGCAAGGAAUUGAAGUAAUUAUCUAAAAUCUCAACCAUUGAAUAAAUAUAAAUAAUUAAAAAUAAAAAAAUGGUUGGUUGAAAUUUUAUAUAAAUUUAAUAUAUAAAAUUUGUAUUAAAUAAAUUUUUAUUCUUAAUCAUUGUUAUUUUGUGUUGCAUAAUGUAAUGUUGGUGGCUUCUCUUCUACAUUUUAGUUUGAGAUUGUUUUGAAGUGUGAUGAUUAUGAUUUUUCUAACGUUUUAUUAUCAAAAAAAUUAUGUUAUUGUUUUAAAAUAAAUUUUAUACGUUAAU
Messenger RNA from Rubroshorea leprosula, 761 nucleotides. NCBI's taxonomy places the organism in Eukaryota, Viridiplantae, Streptophyta, Magnoliopsida, Malvales, Dipterocarpaceae. The record is from the annotation of a GenBank genome assembly.